CCCGGACUGCAGUCGAUCCAGGAGCCUCGGCGGCGCAAGAAGCAAGGUGCGCCCCGCACACGGCCAGUCGGAGCGAGAGAGGCAACCAUGAGCAGCGGCAGCGGCAGCGGCUACGGUAGCGGCCGCCACAAAUGCGACGUGGUCGUGAUCGGAGGAGGCAUCUCAGGUCUAUCAGCAGCCAAGUUGCUGUUCGAUUCGGGAUUGAAUGUUGUGGUCUUGGAAGCUCGUGACAGGGUUGGAGGAAGGACAUUUACUGUAAGGAAUAAGCAGGUGAAAUACGUCGACCUGGGAGGAGCCUAUGUGGGGCCAACACAAAAUCGUAUUUUACGGCUGUCCAAGGAGCUUGGAUUAGACACAUACAAAGUGAAUGAAGUUGAGCAUCUUAUUCAUCACGUUAAUGGCAAAUCUUAUCCCUUCAAAGGCCCUUUCCCUCCUAUGUGGAAUCCCAUUGCCUAUUUGGAUUACAACAAUCUGUGGAGGACAAUGGAUGAAAUGGGGAAGGAGAUUCCCAAAGAGGCUCCAUGGAAGGCGCCACAUGCCGAGGAAUGGGACAAAAUGACUAUGCAAGAACUAUUAGACAAACUGUGCUGGACAAAUGCCGCCAAGCGGUUUGCUACACUGUUUGUGAACGUUGAUGUUACCUCUGAACCACAUGAAGUCUCUGCUCUCUGGUUCCUGUGGUAUGUUAAACAGUGUGGAGGGACAGCCAGAAUCUUUUCAACAACCAAUGGAGGACAGGAGAGGAAGUUUGUUGGAGGAUCUGGGCAAGUUAGUGAGAAGAUUAUGGAAUACCUAGGAGAUCAGGUCAAACUGGAAAAACCUGUAACCUAUAUUGAUCAGACUGGUGAUAAUGUCAUAGUGGAGACAUUGGACCAUGAAACAUACGAGGCCCAAUACGUGAUUAGUGCUAUCCCUCCAGUGCUUAGUCUGAAGAUCCACUUUAAUCCACCUUUGCCACCCAUGAGAAAUCAGCUGAUCAACAGGAUUCCUAUGGGAUCAGUCAUCAAAUGUAUAGUAUACUACAAGGAAGCAUUCUGGAGGAAAAAAGGUUACUGUGGAACCAUGAUUAUUGAGGAUGAGGAAGCCGCUAUUGGAUUGUCAUUGGAUGACACCAAACCAGAUGGAAGCUUUCCAGCCAUAAUUGGUUUCAUUCUUGCUCGGAAGUGCAGAAGAUUGAUUCAUCUCACUAAAGAAGAAAGGAAAAAACAGAUCUGUGAGCUCUAUGCAAAGGUGUUAGGAUCACAGGAAGCCUUACAUCCGGUGCACUACGAAGAGAAGAACUGGUGUGAAGAGCAGUAUUCUGGAGGAUGCUAUACCACCUAUUUCCCACCAGGGAUAAUGACUCAGUAUGGAAGGAUCAUUCGUGAGCCAGUCGGGAGGAUCUUCUUUGCUGGCACAGAGACAGCUACAGAAUGGAGUGGCUACAUGGAAGGGGCAGUGCAGGCAGGAGAAAGAGCAGCCAGAGAGAUAUUGUACUCUUUGGGAAAAAUUUCAGAAGGAGAAAUCUGGAAGGCAGAACCAGAAUCACGUGAUGUCCCAGCCCUACCAAUGACUACUACCUUCUGGGAAAGGAACUUACCUUCUGUACCUGCACUACUGAAGAUGAUGGGCUUCUCUGCUUUCUUGAUGUCCGUGGCUGCAGCUGGGCUCUUUGCAUGUAGAAAGGGUGUGCUGGUGCGAAAUGGGAAGUGGGUGUGCUAACAUGAAGCUCUGUAUCUUGACCUACAGGUUUGUGUACCUUUGCACAGUCAUGUUCCUCUCACUGAGCUCUGAUUAUUGAAAUUCUCAAUGUCCCCAUGCAUUUAUCCUAUGAAACAUGGCCUCAUGAAAGGGUCCAUGAUGUGUUUCUGAAGGUACCACACAAUUGGGACCAUUUUACAAAAUUCAGGAACGUCUGGAGCACAGUGCAUUGAACCUUUUUAAAAACCGAAUCAGAAUCUUCAUGGAUCUCACUACAGUGGCAGACCAAAAAGUAGUUGCACAGCAGGAGGAAAGUAGUUGUGCGCUCUACCUUUGUUCUCCCAGUGUUUUGGGGAACUGAUACAUAAGUGAGCUGUCAUCAAUUAAUAAAUUCCCGCAACAAAAUUUCA
Varanus komodoensis (Komodo dragon) is the source of this 2090-nucleotide messenger RNA. RefSeq names its product amine oxidase [flavin-containing] B-like. The record is from RefSeq and is a predicted model, not a curated record. Bases 88 to 1701 code for a protein of 537 amino acids. The transcript is spliced from 15 exons. Gene Ontology annotation, molecular function: oxidoreductase activity. NCBI's taxonomy places the organism in Eukaryota, Metazoa, Chordata, Lepidosauria, Squamata, Varanidae.